AUGAAGAUUGACCUCAAGAAGGCUUAUGAUAUGGUUAGGUGGGAAUUUGUGGAAGAGGCUUUAUUAGGAUAUGGAUAUCCUCCUAAAUUUGUGCAGCUGAUAAUGGAGUGUAUUUCAUCUCCUAAGUUUUCAGUCAAAGUGAAUGGGGUGGGUCAUGGAUAUUUUGAGGGAAAGAGAGAUUUGAGAUUCCAUCAUAUGUGUAAGAAACUGAAGUUAACUCAUUUGAUCUUCACUGAUGACUUGAUGAUCUUUUGCAAGGACCAGUUAUCUUCAUUCAAGAAAGUGAUGGAAGCACACUCAGCUACUACAAGAUUGAUAGCUAACUUGGAGAAGUCUAGUUUAUUCAUGGCGGGAGUGGAUGCUGCUACUAGUACAUCUCUGUUGGAAUAUACUGGGUUCUCACUCGCAGAAUAUCCAAUCAAGUAUCUUGGACUACCGUUUUCUUAUAAGAAGUACAAUUCCUCGCGUUCGCAAGGGGAGGAACGCGUUCGCAAAGAGGAAUUUGUGGCAGGUGAAAUUUUUGUGCUUCGUGUUCGCGAAGGAGGUCCCGCAUACGCGAAGCACUGGGGAAGUUGGCCUACGCGUUCGCGGUGUAGGUCCCGUGUUCGCGCAGAACGAAUGGUCGACUGGGUCCCAGACCCUUAUGCCUACGCAUUCACGUAG
Nicotiana attenuata is the source of this 663-nucleotide messenger RNA. RefSeq lists its product as uncharacterized. NCBI's taxonomy places the organism in Eukaryota, Viridiplantae, Streptophyta, Magnoliopsida, Solanales, Solanaceae. The record is from RefSeq and is a predicted model, not a curated record. Bases 1 to 663 code for a protein of 220 amino acids. The transcript is spliced from 3 exons.